Messenger RNA from Nicotiana attenuata, 4217 nucleotides. RefSeq lists its product as uncharacterized. The transcript is spliced from 9 exons. Bases 443 to 3748 code for a protein of 1101 amino acids. Gene Ontology annotation, molecular function: metal ion binding. The record is from RefSeq and is a predicted model, not a curated record. NCBI's taxonomy places the organism in Eukaryota, Viridiplantae, Streptophyta, Magnoliopsida, Solanales, Solanaceae.
CACUCCUCUCUCUCUCUCUCUCUCUUCAGUCCUUCUCUCUCAUCUGCAACACUUUGUACUGUGUGCGUGUGUGUGUACUGCUUCAGUUUUGGAAAAUCAGAUCAAAACGAUAUAUUCCCCAAUAAUAGCUAGAUUCUACUGCUUCACUUUUGAGCAAAUCUCUCUGCCAUUCUCUCUCCUAAAACACCUCUCUCUCUCAUCAAAAUCAGUGAAAUUUACUCUCAUUGUCAGCCCAUUUACAGUUUCAGCUCUUUUAAAUUUUUAAACCCAUUUUCGGUUUAUAAGCUUUGUGGCGUUGAGAUUAAAGCAGUGUUUUGGUUUUCUGCAUUUAAGAAACUGUUACUACAAAUUCUUAAAGUCCUUGCAAUUACUGAAGUUUAUUUUCGUUUAAUUUUUGAGAAAUGGGUUUCUUCACUAUUUGAAGAAUUUUGAGCUGAAAGGAAUGAAUUCAGAUGUCAACAGAGCUAGCGGAACAGUUGAAAGGGAUAUUGAACAGGCGAUAACUGCUCUAAAGAAGGGGGCAUGUUUGCUGAAGUAUGGAAGAAGGGGAAAGCCAAAGUUUUGUCCCUUUCGUCUGGCAAAUGAUGAGUCUGCUCUGAUCUGGUUUUCUGGUAAAGAGGAGAAACACCUUAAGCUAAGUCACGUGUCAAGAAUAAUAUCUGGACAGCGCACUCCAAUAUUUCAAAGGCACCCACGACCUGAGAAGGAGUACCAAUCUUUUUCACUCAUAUACAAUGAUAGAUCACUGGAUUUGAUAUGCAAAGAUAAAGACGAAGCAGAGGUAUGGUUUAGUGGCUUGAAGGCUUUAAUCUCACGUGGACACCAGCGAAAGUGGAGAACAGAAUCAAGGAGCGAUGGAAUUCCUUCUGGUGCUACUAGUCCCAGAACAUAUACGCGGAGAAGCUCUCCUCUUCAUUCUCCUUUUGGUAGUGGUGAUAGUUCACAGAAGGGUGGUGGUGAUCAGCUUCGCCUUCAUAGUCCAUAUGGAAGCCCACCUAAAAAUGGUGUAAAUAAGGCAUUCUCUGACGUAAUUCAAUAUAGUUUACCUCCCAAGGGCCUUUUCACUUCAGAUGCUGCUAGUGCUUCUAUUCAUUCCUUAUCUUCUGGAGGUUCAGAUAGCAUACAUGGUCAGAUGAAGGCAAUGGGGAUGGAUAACUUUAGAGUAAGCCUUUCAAGUGCUGUUAGCUCAUCAAGUCAAGGUUCUGGUCAUGAUGAUGGUGAUGCGUUGGGAGAUGUUUUUAUCUGGGGGGAAGGGACUGCGGAUGGUGUACUAGGUGGUGGACUUCAUAGGAUUGGCAGUUGUAAUGGUGUCAAAGUAGAUUCUUUAUUGCCCAAAGCUCUAGAGUCUGCAGUGGUACUGGACGUCCAAAAUUUAGCUUGCAGUGGAAAACACGCAGCACUAGUGACAAAACAGGGUGAGAUUUUCUCCUGGGGUGAGGAAUCAGGAGGCAGGCUUGGGCAUGGUGUCGAUUCUGAUGUUUUGCAUCCAAAGCUUAUAGAUUCCCUUGGCCAUACAAACAUUGAGCUUGUUGCGUGUGGUGAAAAUCAUACUUGUGCUGUAACACUUUCUGGUGAACUGUACACAUGGGGUGCCGGUGAUUUUGGUCUUCUUGGGCAUGGGAAUGAAGUUAGUCAUUGGGUGCCCAAAAGAGUAAAUGGACCCUUAGAGGGCAUACAUGUUUCUUAUAUCUCCUGUGGGCCCUGGCAUACCGCCGUGGUGACCUCUGCUGGCCAAUUAUUUACUUUCGGGGAUGGAACUUUUGGAGUUCUUGGUCAUGGAGAUAGAAAAAGUAUUUCAAAACCCAGGGAAGUGGAAUCUCUGAAGGGGCUCCGAACUGUUCGAACAGCUUGUGGGGUUUGGCAUACUGCUGCAGUUGUUGAAGUCAUGGUGGGAAACUCUAGUUCAAGCAAUUGUUCGUCGGGGAAACUUUUUACUUGGGGAGAUGGUGACAAAGGUCGACUUGGGCACGGUGACAAGGAGUCAAAACUUGUUCCUACAUGUGUUGCCGCUCUUGUUGAACCCAACUUUUGCCAGGUUGCUUGUGGACACAGCUUGACAGUUGCUCUAACUACUUCAGGUCAUGUAUAUACGAUGGGAAGUCCUGUAUAUGGCCAACUAGGUCACCCUCAAGCUGAUGGGAAGCUUCCUUGUCGGAUUGAAGGAAAACUUUCAAAGAGCUUCGUGGAGGAAAUAGCAUGUGGUGCUUACCAUGUCGCUGUAUUGACUUCCCGAACUGAAGUUUACACAUGGGGAAAGGGAGCAAAUGGAAGGUUGGGUCAUGGUAAUACAGAUGACAGAAACUCUCCCACCUUAGUGGAAGCUUUAAAAGACAAGCAAGUCAAAAGUAUUGCUUGUGGUACUAAUUUUACUGCAGCUAUUUGCCUUCAUAAAUGGGCGUCAGGGGUUGACCAAUCCAUGUGUUCUGGCUGCCGCCUUCCUUUUAAUUUUAAAAGGAAGCGCCACAACUGUUAUAACUGUGGUCUUGUCUUUUGUCAUUCAUGCAGCAGCAAGAAAUCGCUGAGGGCAUCAAUGGCACCAAAUCCCAAUAAACUUUAUCGUGUCUGUGAUAAUUGUUGUAAUAAACUGAAAAAAUCUAUUGAAACCGAUGCUUCAUCAGAGACUUCCAUGAGUCGAAGAGGAAGCCUGAACCAGGGGUUAAUUGAUGGCAUAGACAAAGAAACUAAGUUGGAUACAAGGUCUCGAUCUCAUCUUGCUAGGUUUUCUUCGAUGGAGUCCUUCAAACAAGUUGAAAGCCGCUCUUCCAAACAGAAGAAAAAGUUUGAAUUCAACAGCAGUCGUGUCUCACCUAUCCCCAGUAGUACCUCGCAAUUGAGAGCUCUCAAUAGUUCUAGAUCUUCUAAUCCAGUUUUUGCGUCAUCCAAGAAAUUUUUCUCUGCUUCAGUUCCCGGAUCAAGGAUUGUUUCUCGAGCAACAUCACCAACAUCUAGACGGCCCAGUCCACCUCGUUCUACUACACCAACUCCAACACUGGGUGGACUUACAUCUCCAAGGAUUGUAGUGGAUGAUGCUAAAAGGACAAAUGAAAGUCUUGAUCAGGAGGUUGUUAAACUAAGAUCACAGGUGGAAACUCUUACACUCAAGGCUCAAUUUCAAGAGGUAGAACUAGAAAGAACUAGUAAGCAGCUGAAGGAGGCAAUAGCAAUUGCGGCGGAGGAGACUGCCAAAUGCAAAGCAGCAAAAGAAGUGAUCAAAUCACUUACUGCUCAGCUGAAGGAAAUUGCUGAAAGGCUGCCAGUAGGUCCUGCCCGAAACAUCAAAUCUCCUAAAUCUGUUUCCUCCGAGUCCAAUAUUACCUCUAGUGACAUACCAAAUGGCUGUAUGGACCAAGUUCAUAGUCAACUAACUUUUCAAGAGCUGGAGUCAAGUGUAUCUAACAGCCAUUUGCUUUCUAAUGGAUCAAGCAAUGCUAGUAAUCGCAGUGCUGCUCACAAUAGACAGGGGAAUUCAGAGGCAACAACAAAAAAUGGAGGCAGAACUAAAGAAUGUGAUUCUCGUAACGAGAAUGAAUGGGUUGAGCAAGACGAGCCAGGUGUAUAUAUCACUCUUACCUCCCUACCUGGAGGCGUCAAAGAUCUUAAAAGGGUUCGCUUCAGUCGGAAACGGUUUAGCGAGAAACAGGCAGAACAAUGGUGGGCAGAGAACCGUGCAAGAGUUUAUGAGCUCUACAAUGUACGCGUGGUCGACAAGGCAAGUAUUGGCACUGCAAGUGUGGAUUUAGCGCAUUGAGAUAUGCAAUUUACCAUUUGUACAUGAGCUUUCUUUUUCUUUUUGGUUCUAACUCAACUUCAUGCCCCACAAUGAGUAUCAUGUUGAUCAUAGAGGUUUAGUUUUCCACAAAUUGGCAUAGAAGAAGUAGGAAUUAGAUAUUUGCUUGAAAUUUUUUGCUAUUUUUUUAUAGCCUAGAAAUCCCCGUUGAGUCCGCCCAUCUACCCUUCCCUAUUAAAUACCAGGCUCUUGUGCGGCAGGAUUCAAAUCCGUGACAUGCGCUACGUUCUUACCAGUAGACCAUAGCUUUGGGGGCUUUCUAUCAUUCCUAUGGGUUGAUCUCUCUAUUUGAUUUUCCCCCUACCUUAUUGCUGUGUGGGGUAUAGAGAUGUAAAGUUUUAGUAGGUUGCUUGCCCUUGUUGGGAGAUGCUUCCUUGUAAAUUUUUCCAAGUUAAUGCAUAUUUGGAUUUCAAAUCCAUACUUCUCUGUA